Molecule: messenger RNA, 355 nt
Organism: Puccinia graminis f. sp. tritici CRL 75-36-700-3
Lineage: Eukaryota; Fungi; Basidiomycota; Pucciniomycetes; Pucciniales; Pucciniaceae
Exons: 2
Coding region: 1-288 (95 amino acids)
Source: RefSeq, a predicted model, not a curated record
AUGUCAGUCGGGGUCUUCCAUGGUCACCCCACUAGUUGGGAGCAACAGGAGCAGGAACAAGCUAUCACCGCCACUGGCACGAGUAAAGGGUCAGCUCCGACCGGUCAGAAUUGGUCGGACAAUUCUGUGCAACCCUUGCCCGGGUGUCCGAUCAGUUCUUGGCGGCAGACCGGACAGAGGCAUCUGUAUGGACACUGCCCGGUCCGUUCCGCCCGAUCAGAUCAUCAGUCCAUGGGGGCAGCAGUGACCUUCGGCAAGAAAAACCUGGGGCUUCAGUUGGUUAUGUAAAAAUUACAUUGAUCUCCAACCCUCCCAGUCUUUCUUGCCGGCCACUGCGCACUAACCCACAACAAAG